Molecule: messenger RNA, 1553 nt
Organism: Phalaenopsis equestris
Lineage: Eukaryota; Viridiplantae; Streptophyta; Magnoliopsida; Asparagales; Orchidaceae
Product: probable plastid-lipid-associated protein 14, chloroplastic
Biological process (GO): protein phosphorylation
Molecular function (GO): protein kinase activity; ATP binding
Source: RefSeq, a predicted model, not a curated record
UAUCAAGGGAGCUAUUCUCUGAGGCAUUGGCUUCAAUUAUCGGACUGGCUUCCUACCUUAGAGGCAACUCUAGCUUUGGAUGAAGAAUGGGUUAGGCGGGUUGGGGAUGACACCAUAGGAGGGCCUGAUGUAACUCGGCAAUUGCGCCUUAUUAGAAUAAUUAUGAGAGAUCUUUUAAUUGGUGUAAAUUACUUGCAUAGCCAUGGAUUGGCACAUACUGAGUUAAGACUGGAGAACGUGCAUAUUUGUCCAGUAGAUAGGCAUAUUAAAGUAGGCAUUCUAGGAAAUGCAGUUGAUUUACAUAACAAUGGUAACACUAACGCUAUGGCCAGCAACUCAGACAGAAAGGCAAUGAUUAUAGCCUUUGACAUGAGAUGUGUUGGAUUCAUGAUGGCUAAGAUGGUUUUAAAAGAGCUUAUGGAUGCUUCAACGUUUACAAAAUUUAAGUUGUUUCUAAAUAAGGGAAAUGACUCUUCAUGCCUACGAGAAUUCCUUUUGCCAAUUCUAUGUCAAGACUCUCCAUGUGGAAAUGCUGGUUUGCAAAUGCUGGAUAGGAAUUGGGGCGCUGGUUGGAACCUGUUAUCUUUGUUUCUUGCUACAAAACCAUUUGCAAGAAUAAGUUGUUUGGAUGCAUUGAGGCAUCCAUUUCUUUGUGGACCUAAAUGGCGCAUAGACCCAUCUAUGGAUUUAAUCAGGUGGGGAUUAGGAUCUACUGCCGUUCGAAUGGCAGAAGAUUAUAUCUAUGGAAGGCAUCAGCGCCGGAGACUAGCUUAUUUGAUUGAACUGAUGGAAUUACUGAAUCCCCAACCCAAGAUAAAGAACUGGUUGGACAUUCUCCAUGGCCGAUGGCGCCUGUUGUACUGCACAGGCAGACACCUAGGCCUAACUCUUCGCCAACCUACCCACAGAGUCAUCAUUGGCAGCGCAGUCCUCACUUUCACAAAAGAUAACAACUCUGAAGAGCCUUCCCUUCUACUUUCUUCAGACAUAAGCUUCAAGGUCAUGCCAAUCUCUUCAUGGCCUCAUGACAAAUCCGGUUUACCUGGAAGCCUGCUAGUGAAAUCUAGAGCCAAAAUAACAUCCGGUACACGAUUGUACCUCAAAGAAGAAGACAGCCCCAUUCCCAGCCAGUUCAGCUCUCAGGAAUCCAUUUCAUCCGCCCUGCUGAGCAAGAAAUGGAAGGGAGUAGGAGGGCCUGUUAAGGAGCUUCCCUACAGUCUCCCAGCUGCAAAACUGCUCCAAGGCGAGAUCGACGUGUCGUUGAACCUGGAGCAAUCACCGCCUUCAAAUAUUGGUGAGGCGCAAACCGUGCUCAACGAGGUUAGAACUCAGAUCCCACCUGAAAUGUUUGAUAUUUCUAAGCUUAUUUGUGGUACCUAUAUUGACUCGAGGAUGUUGGUCCUUCGUGGGGUUAAUGGGUCUGCUUUACUCUUCACGAGAUCAUGUGCUUUAGAUUAGCUGUAUACUUGUCAUAUAUUGUAUAUUAACAGUGGUAUUCGUUAGUUGUAUGUAUUCUUCAACUUUUUCUUAGAUCAUUGUUAACAUUCAGGGAA